Mauremys reevesii (Reeves's turtle) is the source of this 3067-nucleotide messenger RNA. It is a transcript of the gene CFAP20DC, whose product is annotated as CFAP20 domain containing. The record is from RefSeq and is a predicted model, not a curated record. The transcript has 16 exons. Lineage: Eukaryota; Metazoa; Chordata; Testudines; Geoemydidae. Bases 212 to 2458 code for a protein of 748 amino acids.
CCGCGCGGAGACCGGGCGUCUGUAAGGCGCAGGCGCAGCGCGUAACCUCUGCUGUGGCCGCAGGUUGCACCGUGAGUGACGUGAUUCCCCCAGGUGAGAGGCGAGCCUCCGUAGGUGAGGCGCCGCCCCCCCUCCCCUAGCAACAUCUGUAAGUCUUGAAUUACUCACUGGGGUGCUGACAUUAUUUUCGAACUGUGAAAUACCUGCAAGAAUGUUCAGAAAUGAGUAUCAGGGUGGCCCAUUUGUUGAAAUAUUCAGUGCUCAAGGCAAGAAUCCAGGAGCAAAAUGGAAGAUCUUUGGCAGUCCAUCAGCAAUUUGGAAAGAAUUUGAUAAAGAAGUAAAAGGCUUUGUUUUUGUCCUUGAAGGAAGCAGUCAAACAAACAAGAUUCAGCUACCAAAGGAAACUAGACAAACUCUUGGACUGAUCCAGCGGUUUCUGGUACUUCAGAUUUAUGUGCCUUUGGGACAAGACUUCUCUACUGAAUUGCUGGUAACUGAUUUAGGAAACAUUAAAAGAAGAUUGUAUUUAUCAACGGUCCAUAAGGAGUUAUCUAUAACCCCUCUGCAUGCAAAACUUCCUCUUUUUAUGAUCAAACGCAAAAUAUGGUGCAAUUUGUGCAUUGACUUGGUAGCAUUCACCAGUGAAAUAUUCAGAGGAGCUGUUUUCCAGUCUUUGGAUGGAAUUAUCAUCUCAGCCAACUGUAAACUGAGAAAGAUCUUCACUUUGAAAUCAAAGCCUCAAGAUACAGCUGAGGAAGAUGAUAUAUUUGGUCUUCCAUUCACAGCUGACGACCCCACAGAUACUAUUCCUCGAACCUGCCAGCUAAAUACAGAUGUGCCACAAGUCACACAACUGCUUAACAUGACUAAACUUCGCCAACCAGAAAUAAGAUUUGGAGGUCGUCCCUUAACUUCAUCAGAAUCAGUAGACCAGUUAAUUAACAGAGGACAAGGCAGUACACACAACAGUAAAAAUCAAGAUGUGUCUCACAUUGCAUUUGGAUCCAAAGUCCUUGGACCACCUCCACCUUCUGGCAGAAGAGUCAACACCAGGGUAUCUGGAGAGAUAACAAAGUCCUUGGGUAGCCGAAGUAGCAGAUCAUGCCAACAACUGACAUUAGAAAAAGGAAGCGAGUCAAUACAAGAUAUCAAGAGAUCUGGACUGUCUCUUUCACCAUUCUAUAAGGCUUUUGAUCAAGGAGACAAAGAAAAUAUUCACCAAACAAAUCAGAUUACAAGUCAAAACGAUGACUGGGUAUUUCCUGAAAAUAGCAGUGACAGUUUUCAGAUUGAUUCCAAUGGACAGUCAGUAGCUACCCACAAUACGUCCUGCAGUAAUUUAUCCCUGCCACCGAAUACUGAUGUUGAAAGUGAAAGCAAGCAAACAGACAAACACCAAAUAAGCCAUAAAGAGAUUUUCACAUUUUCGUCGAGGCCUCGAUCAGCUCCUCAUGGGAAGUCCCCGAAUAUGUCGCCAGAAGGCUGCAUGUCUCCUUUGGAUUUAAAUGAGGACAGUGAUGGGUUCUGUAGAGGAGCCCAAAUGGAAGAUGACUUUUAUGGAAGUGACAGCAAUGAAGAGGAUGACCCCAGUGAAUUCAUCCAAAGUGCUUCAAACCUCAGGACCAGCCACUUUACAUCAGGGUCAUCUGAUUCUGCAGUUUUUAAAGUGAUCCCAUUAAAGAUGAUGUCAGGAAGUCCUGAGCACUGGAAGUAUAAAGAAUAUAGCAAACAUAGCCACCUGGAAACACUAUCAUCAGCCCCACAAGAUUCGGUUGUGAAAAAAGUAGAGCCUGAUAAUAUUCCAAGAAGCUGGAUGCCUACUCCCUGUCUUUCUCCAACUGGAAGUAAACCUGAAAUCUCUAAGGAAAGCCCAAGCACCUCUGAAAAAACAAAGGAUACAUCAGUGAGUCAAUUAAGAACAUCAAUAAGUAAAAAGUCCCUCAAGGAAAUCUUAAAAGAGAAUUCAAGUCUGAAAGCUGAGACUACUGAGUAUGACUGGAGGAACUACCAGCCAAGCAGAUUGAGUGCAUCUGAGCUACAGAUGUUGGCUAGUAUGAAGAGACAACAAAACGAAGAGCUAGAGGAUAAUGGGAUCUCACAUGGACUGAGUGCAUCUCAGAUUGACAGCUGCAAUGUCAGCAUCAGUACGAGCAGUGAUGACACAACGACCUGGAACUCUUGUCUCCCACCACCUGUCAAUCAAGGUCAUCACUAUCAAAAAGAAAUGAAUCCACUUUCUCAUUCCAAUCCAAGGGACUGGUUAAAUGUGUUCAGCCCCCCCAUAAUUCUUCCAAGCCAAGAGCUAGCAAAGCAUAUUGAAUCUUCAGCAAGUCUAAAUAUUCCAGGUGAAGAUGACUUCAGUGCUGAGGAGGAUGAGGAAGUUCUGACUCUUUUGUAUGAUCCAUGUCUAAACUGUUACUUUGAUCCGGAAACUGGAAAAUACUAUGAAUUGGCUUAGCUGGUUCCUGGUUCAGAGGAUAUUGCCCUCCAUCAGAACAGAAUUAACAUCUAUUUCUCUGUAAAGUAUUAACCAGAAUGUAACAUUUUAUUGCAUAAUUUAAAAUUUUGAAUCCGUAAGUCAUUUUGCAAGCAAAUGGAUAUAUUUUACAAAUAAUGUAACAUCUUAUUUUUGUAGUUUUGUAUUGUUAUAAUACAGUAGAACAUCAUAGCACACAAGCUCUCGUGGCUUUGACAGUUGCUUGUGAGACUAGUUUGUUUUAUAUUAAAUACUGAAAGAUUCUGUGUGUGAACAAAUUAGGUGGAAUCAAAAGGUUUUUCAGUGUUAAUAUGUAAAUUAUGGCUUCAUACAAAGAAAAUGUAUUUUUUCAUUAGUGGCUUAUCAGAUGUUCGUUUAAAUGGAUUCCAUGAUACCUUAACUUUGUACUCCAAGAAAUGGCAUGUGAUGUUCAAAGCCAUGUGCUCUAUGGGCUCUCUCUCCUUAUUCACCAGAAAGAACAUCAUCUUCCUUCCUCUCCAGGAAAGUCUCUGUACUGAUUCAAUGGCAUUAUAGUAACUGCUUCUGAGAAAUCUUAUCCACUUGUAAUCCUUAUAAAGUUUCUGUAAUACA